Messenger RNA from Sphenostylis stenocarpa, 1590 nucleotides. Lineage: Eukaryota; Viridiplantae; Streptophyta; Magnoliopsida; Fabales; Fabaceae. The record is from the annotation of a GenBank genome assembly.
AUGGCGGGUGCGCUCUUCCACAGACAAUUUCAGCCCCAACAACCACCAUCCUCCUCGCGCCUCCUCCUCCUCCUCACUCUCCUCCCCCUCACCCUCGCCUCCCUCGCCUUCAUCCUCCAAUGGCGCGGGGGCCUCACCGACCCCCUCACCCGCUGGUCACCCGAUCAACCUCAGUUCCCCGGCAUGUCCUCCGCCGAUUCCCCUCCCUCCCGCCGCUCCUCCGAUUGCGCCAACCCCCUCUCGCAAUCUCUUAACCCUUCCUUCCCCUACUUCCGCGACUGGAGCUUCGAUUACUCCUCCCACCUCUCCCCCAAGAUAUGUAUCACCACGAGCACAUCCGCGGGGCUGGAGCAGACGCUGCCGUGGAUCUUCUACCACAAGGUCAUCGGAGUCUCUAGCUUCCUUCUCUUCGUCGAAGGGAAGGCCGCAUCGCCUAAUGUCACUAGGGUUUUAGAGAGCAUUCCCGGGGUGAAGGUUGUGUUUAGAACAAGGGAGUUAGAGGAGCAGCAAGCUAAAAGUUUGUUGAUACGGAUCUUUGAUGGAGAUCUUUGGUGGAGUCGAAUAUGGAAUGAGACUUGGUUGUCAAGCUUCUUCUACAAACCAUGUAACUAUGAGUUGUUUGUGAAGCAAUCUUUGAACAUGGAAAUGGCUAUUGUCAUGGCAAGGGAUGCUGGAAUGGAUUGGAUCAUCCAUCUGGACACUGAUGAGCUGAUGCAUCCAGCAGGAACACAAGAGUACUCUUUAAGACAGUUAUUAGCUAAUGUGCCUGGAAAUGUUGAUAUGGUCAUUUUUCCUAAUUAUGAAAGCAGUGUGGAGCGAGAUGAUAUCAAAGAGCCAUUCAGUGAGGUUUCAAUGUUCAAGAAGAACUAUGACCAUCUUCCAAAGGAUGUGUAUUUUGGAAAUUACAAAGAAGCAACCCGGGGCAACCCAAACUAUUUUCUUACCUAUGGAAAUGGGAAAUCGGCUGCCAGGAUUCAGGAUCAUCUCCGCCCUAACGGUGCCCACAGAUGGCACAACUAUAUGAAGUCACCUAAUGAGAUAAAGUUGGAAGAAGCUGCUGUUCUGCAUUACACCUAUACCAAGUUUUCUGAUUUGACUUCAAGACGUGAUCGGUGUGGUUGUAAGCCUACAAAAGAAGAUGUUAAAAGAUGCUUCAUGUUGGAUUUUGAUAGAUCUGCAUUCAUAAUUGCUUCAACUGCAACUGAGGAUGAAAUGCUUCAAUGGUAUCGUGAACGCAUUGUCUGGACUGACAAAGCACUUAACAUGAAACUUAUGAGGAAAGGCAUCUUGACACGUAUUUAUGCUCCCAUGAUAAUUAUUCAAAGUUUGAGGGAAUCUGGUGUUUUUAACACUGUGAUUAUAAAAGCUGCUGAAACGAAGUUAUCAAAAGAUAAAUUUUUAGAAUCUGUUGACAGUAGCAAUUCAACUAGGAAUUCCAGAUCAGAUAUGAUAUCUUCUAGAAAAAUUGAUGCUGGCGGGUUAUCCCAGGCAACUGCAAGAAGAAUUUCUGAAGUUAUAGAUGACUCACUCCCAUCUGCAAUCCCACCGUUGUCUCCACCAAGCUACGAUCAUGCUGACCUUAUUACUUAA